Molecule: messenger RNA, 4828 nt
Organism: Amoebophrya sp. A120
Lineage: Eukaryota; Dinophyceae; Syndiniales; Amoebophryaceae
Source: the annotation of a GenBank genome assembly
AUGGCUUUGUACAACGAUUUGGUAGAGCCCGAGCCGGACGCAGAGACCCAAGAGGCGAUCGCGAUUGUCCAAAAUGCACAUCACAGCACAGGAAGCGGAGAUACAUCGAACAGGUCGACCACUACUACCUCUACGCGACCCCCGCCAGCAGAGUUGAAAAGGGAAAUUUCCGACACCAUCGAGAACUGCAAGCAGCUGUCCACGCAGGUUACCACUGCCAACCAAAACACGGGCGCGUUUGGGGACGGCCGGCCCGGGAACAUUUACAACUUCAUGUACCGGGGCAUGUUCGAGUAUGGAGGAGUUGGCCAACGUUACACUCUCAACUGUUACAUGAAUGUGUAAUGCAAGACUGGCAAAAAUGCAAGGCGGAAGAUUGCGCCUCUUGCAUUACAAGUUUGGCGCAGAUUGUAAUUAUGCUAUCCAGUGGUGCGUCGAGAACUUGUCAUGCCAAGAAGCUUGAGCAUGUAGACAUGUAAUUGGAAUUUUGCAUGACAAAUUCAUUGUAACAGUUGAGAGUGUAACGUUUGAGAACCCCAUAUCGAGAAAACUGUCGGAGAGCUCCAAACGAUAACGUCGGGGACCGCCAGACGAAAACAGGUGACGCAGGGAAUGGUGGAGGAAGCGUACAACUACAAUCAGGGAAACAAGAAUUUGAAUUUCAUCGCUGGUGGUGCGCAACACCAAGAGGGAAAUGAACCACCUGCGGACCACGUUGAAACGAGUGCUAGUCCACCCAGUAGUGCCGCUCCUACAUCAGGAGGUGCCAACAUACUUGCAGCUACAAGCUCCGCUGUGGAUGAGGAAGAAGAAGGUGCGCCGUCAUUUAUGGGAGCGGAAGAGCCCGACGGCCAUCUUGCUGACGAGGAUCGUUUCGACGAUUUGUCGCAAAUUCUUACGACAUCAAGCAUUCCAUCCGCACCACCCGCGACCACGUCCACCGCAAAAGCGUCGAACCACGACCCAAAUUAUGCCGUAGGAGGGACGAGCUCGAGCAAGAAACAAAUCAUUGACCAAACCCGGCUCGCGCUGCAGGAGGACCAGAAGCACUGCUCGAUGCAAAAAUCGCUGGAAUUCACGAAAACCUAUUUUCCCAUCCCGAUCGACCUGAUUCACACGGGGUGCCGCGUGCACAAGGUGCAGAACGUAGGAAUCUGCAUCGCGAACAACACGGUGCUGGAUUUCCGGUCGCGCCAGAUGGACACGCGGGUGUGGGGCGAACAAGGGUGGGACGAAAAGCGGUUUCCCAACCAAAAAAACGACACCAACCUGGCAAUCGACGAGGAUCCGAAAAAGGGAAUCCUGAUCGCGGAGCAGGCUUUGGAAAGCACCGGCAUGAUAUCCAGGAAAAAACACUCAUUCACAUCCAAUUUGUCAUGCAAAACAUACAUAAAAUCCUGUGUCUGUCAUGCAAAAAAUGGAUGUGGAUGGGUUUUUUUCUGUGGAUACAUGAGCGCCGCCGGCGUGCAGGUAGACAGCUCGGGGGGGAAAGCUGUAUUGAAGAUGUCCCCGGGCGGGAGUGAAGUAGAUCAUGCUGGUGAAGAACAAGGAGCUGCAGAAGAGCAACAGCCGCUGCACCGUAGUUCAGAAGUAGAAGGAGGGACCUCCUCGUCGUCCACAUCUGAGGACGAUGUUGAAAAGGAACAGCCUGACGGCACGAAGUACCUGGAACAGGACCGCGCCUGGGGCGACCACGCGCACGGGCUCUUUUUGCGGAACCAGAUACGGUAUCACAUGCAAAUAUGUCUGGGUCUGGGAGAGUGCGAGAUUUGUCAUGCUAGUCUGGCAUGACUUUGGGCUCUGUAUUGCGUGGCCGCAAAGACCUCCGUUGCCUGUCAUGCAAAACGCAGUUUGUAAUGCGGAAUCCGUGGCAACUCAGAAGCACGGAAAAAUUUGUCAUGCGUGGCAGCGCAUUGCUGUGUGCUCAUUGUUCCCUGACAUGCAUUACAUGUUUCCAGACCCAGACAUAUUUGCAGUUGAUAUACGGCGACAGCUGAAGGUGUCGCACCUGUGCAACGAGUGGGGCCGGCACACGCUGUGGGCGAACACGCGGAACGUGCUGCACAAAUCGUCGGAAAACACCAGCCCAGCGCCGAUGUUGAAGUUGUCAUCUGGUGGAGAAGAAGAGCAGAAGAAAAUUUCAGACGAUCAAGCGGAUGUCGAAGGAGGAGCGGUGGACUUGGAGGAAUUCGAGCAUGAUGAUGCGGACCUAGCGCUGAAAGCCAGAUUCGGCUUUGUUGCACAACCGAGUGGCUCCGCAUCCACUUCUACAGGUGAAAGUGCUAGUACCGCGCAGCAGGCGCAGGACCGACAAAACCGCCCAAGAACAGCGACGCCACUGUCAAAAUUGAAACACCGAUUUGCUACGGAAUUGGAAAGAUUGGAAAGUAAAGCAAAAGCGGCGGAAAUAAACGAGGGACCAAAUGGAAAAGCCCGAUCAAAAGAGGAGCUGCAAAAAUCUCUUCCUGGGAUGAUGAAAAAGAAGCGCCGCCGCGAUAUCAAUUUCCAUGCGUACGACCAAGCGAGACAGCCGCGCGUGCUGCAAAAGUCGACGUGGAUCGUGUCUGUGCCGAUGGUGGAGCUGAACAUGAGCCAUUUUUUCCUUUUUUUCACCCAAAUCUUGUCAGACGCGCCGAUCCGGAUCGGCUUCGAAAAGCUGCAGUAUCUUAUCCAAGAAAAAAACUGUGUAAGUGUAACUUUUCUGCAGGAACAGCAUCACAGAUUUGUUUUGCAUGGCAGAAGACCUAAUAUCAUGCGUAGCUAGUACGCGAAAUAAACACGUUAUUCAAAAGCCUCUGAUGCAUGUCCGGCAUGACAAGUGUAACUGUACUGCAACGUCUGCAAGACAAAGUUACACUGACACAGUUGUGUUCUUGUAUAUAUCUCUUCAUCUGGGUGUCGGGCGGCACCGCGGACGGGUGUUUCCCGGGGCCGGAGCCCGCCGUGUGGCACCGGUGGCGGGCGGAAUAUUUGGACUUCCUCGAUUUGCUCGCGGUGAACGUGAUUUUACUCUACAGCUUCGACCACGUCGCGGUCUUCGCGCGGCACUGCAACGAACAGCCGGGGGAGAGAAAAAGCUUGUUUUUUGAAAAUGAAGAGGAAAAAAAAACCAAGCGGAAAGCCGAGUGGUCGUGGCGGGAAGCUAAUUGGGCCAAGCUGCUGCUGCGAGACAUGGUACGGAACAGUCCCCAGAGUCUGGUGUUGAGCUCAUUAGGCCGCGGGGGAAAAAAUCUUCAUAAGGGCGACGCAACAACAGACGGCUCAGCUAGUACUUCAACUUCGCGGCAUGAUAUUAUAACUGAGCCACCUGCUACUCCCGAGGACGAGAGCAACACCUUCUUCACCUCCAGAGAAGAUCAUAGUCACAUCCCACCGGAUCUUCAGUCAGAGACCCUAGACAAGGAGGCUAUUGUCGCAGAGUUCGUUCAAAAACUUGCGGCGGACCCUUCGACCGCAAAAACACUGGUUCUGCACGGUUCAGCAGUGCGGGAUUAUGAUCAUCACAAAAACCACGACGGCAAAGUCGUCGAGCAACAAGACAACCAUCUUUAUUCCUCGCCGUUGCCGUACGAGCGUCGUUUUUCGGGCUGUUUCAAGCACGCUUUCAUCGGACAGCACGAGAAAAUCCAGGUCCAUUCCCUCCGGCACGCUGUUAGGUCGACCCUGCAACUCAGCACAGCAAGACUCGUGAUCACGUCAGCUUUGCUGCGUGGUCGUGCCACGAGGACGACGACGAUGAAGAGAGAUGGAGCGAAAACGAGGAGCGACGUUCAUCUUGACAAGGCUUUAGCAAGUAGAGCGUCAUCUUCAUCAGAAGAUAGCCGAAGCCGGUCCCCGAGUUUGCUGUAUCAGCUGUGGUACGGGUCCCGUCCCGGGCUAUUUUUCGCAGGUCCGGAGACCAACUACCGCAGGCGGUUGUCCUAUUUCAUCCUGCAGAGGAAGAUCAAGCAUCUGAACGAAACCGAGAACAAAAACAACUUUCGUGGGGACAUAUCCUGUGCAAAAGUAUCGCACUCGUCGUACUAAUUGCAGUUAGGCUUGACAAAUCUUCUGCUCAAGGUGAAGGAGCAUGACAAAUUCCAUUGCUGAUCAUGCUGAGCAAAUUUGUAACGCGAGUUAUGUAUAUUUACUUAGUACGAUACUUUUGCAAUGCAUAGGACAGCGGGCGGAACUUCGAAAAGGAGCAGUUUGAGAGGCAGUGGGCGGAUUUGAAAGAAAUAUCAAAAGAAAAAAUCCCGCCUCCCCAUAUCGAAUAUGAAACUUGUGAUGCUGUAUUUGCGUGCACGAAUCGAGUUGUAUUGCUAGAAAGCCAAGUGACGCAGUUCUUGCCUGAAUUGCAGGCAAUUUGUCAUGCUGUUUCCCACUUCCAGCUGUCUCCUGUUAUGCUGAAGAUGCGAGGCUUUCCCACGCCACCUAGCACUACAGUCCGCACCUUUUCCCUCCUAGCAUGACAGAGCUACUUUGUGACCACAAAUCUGCGUCACAGACUUGCGUUUUGAUAUGGGGAGAGGAGAUUUUUCUUCUUCAUAAGAUAAACUGAAAGAUCAUGCCGUCGGCUUCCACGGGCACUUUGAAGACAAGACCAUGACACAGCAACUAACCACGGUGCAAGCCAGCAGUUUUUUCAUCGGGUCCCACGGCGCCGGGCUCGCCUGGACGACGUUUCUGCGGCCGUACUGGCAAAGUUCUGCGGUGAUCGAGAUUCUGCCGCAGCAACCCGUGGCGACGGUCCAGGGCUUGUGCCAGCGACAAAACAACUGGGACCGCAAUCUCCUCGCGAUCUACGGGGGACUCGCGCGGGUUGCCGACGUGCACCACUACUGCCAGC